Xiphophorus maculatus (southern platyfish) is the source of this 4148-nucleotide messenger RNA. It is a transcript of the gene vwc2l, whose product is annotated as von Willebrand factor C domain containing protein 2 like. Gene Ontology annotation, molecular function: protein binding. Gene Ontology annotation, cellular component: AMPA glutamate receptor complex. The coding region runs from base 869 to 1573 and encodes 234 amino acids. Gene Ontology annotation, biological process: negative regulation of BMP signaling pathway. NCBI's taxonomy places the organism in Eukaryota, Metazoa, Chordata, Actinopteri, Cyprinodontiformes, Poeciliidae. The transcript is spliced from 4 exons. The record is from RefSeq and is a predicted model, not a curated record.
ACACAGGAGGUGGACUGAGCGGAGCUGGGGGGCGCUCUGUUCUGCUCAGAGCAGGACGCAGGAGACGGUCGCUCUCCAAGGUUCUGAAAGUCGGGAGCGCUCCUUCCUCAGUCUCGCCUGCUGGCGAUUAGUGCAAACCUCAACUGUAAAAUCCUCUAAUGACUGCCUUCAUUCAGAAGUGCUUUGCUUUUUUCCCCCUUUUUUGCACAAUCUUUCGUCUUAGUCAUAGUGGAUUUUUGUUUUACAAUGCAACCGCUGGAUGUACGCUCGCAUAUAUGCGCAACAAGACCGACAGCCGCUGACCAACCUGCAUCAUUUGGAUAUACUGACUAUACUCUGGAUUCCCAAGGAACGCUAUACGGCGGAUUUUAAGCAGUUUUCUCUUUCCUUUUAUGUAGCUCUGUGCGUCCGUGCCGCAUGCUGUUGGACGUGAACUGCGAUAUUGUCUCAGAAAGGUGAGUCGUAUGAGGGUAAUGAUGGCACAGACCUACUUUUUCGUGAAUGUCACCGUCUUUGCAUUUGCAAAGAGCGAAGAAAAAAAGGCUGAUCACUACUUGCUUUUGAACCCAUAAUCCACGAGGAAGGAGGGGAACAAUAGUGUUACGGGGAACCUUGUGAAUCUAAUGUGUGGAUGAGAGUGAAGUUUCCAAUGGGCAAGGCGACUAUCUGAGAUCUGUUCCAGCAAUCCGUGCUCUGGAUUUUCUUGGCUUCACACAAAGAGGAUAUCAAGAUAAAAAAAAAAAAACACGAACAUCCCUUUCGGAUACACGAUGACAGCAGUGAUAACGAUGAUAGCAAUGAUAAAGACCUGGUCGGACCCGGAGAGAAUACCCGGAGCUUAGAGAUGACAUCCACGCAGUCGUGUUGAAUGUGGAUGUUACCGCCGCGGGGAAGGAUGGGCCCUCUCCUCUCGGCCGCCUCCGUCCUCCUCCUGUUUCUCCUCCUGGCCCUGAGCGUCGCGUCUCCGGCCACGGUUGGCAACCCCGAGGAUUACGUCGCCGACGAGGCAGAGCGGACCGCCGCGGAUAACAUCGUCUUUGACGACUACAGGGGAAAAGGGUGCGUGGAUGACAGCGGGUUCGUGUACAAGCUGGGGGAGCGUUUCUAUCCGGGACACUCAAACUGCCCGUGCGUUUGCACGGAGGACGGGCCCGUGUGCGACCAGCCCGAGUGCCCGAAACUGCACCCGAAGUGCACGAAAGUAGAGCACAAUGGAUGCUGCCCCGAGUGCAAGGAGGUUAAAAACUUUUGCGAGUACCGAGGGAAAACGUACAAAAUCCUGGAAGAAUUCAAGCCGUCACCCUGUGAAUGGUGCCGCUGUGAACCAAAUAACGAGGUACACUGUGUGGUGUCCGACUGCGCUGUCCCAGAGUGUGUCAACCCUGUUUAUGAGCCGGAGCAGUGCUGUCCCAUCUGUAAACACGGUCCAAAUUGCUUUGCCGGAACGACGAUCAUCCCAGCCGGAAAGGAAGUAAAGGUGGACGACUGCACCAUCUGCCGCUGCCACAACGGAGACUGGUGGAAGCCGGCGCAGUGCUUGCGGCGGGAAUGUCUCAACGGCCAGUCUUCAUAAAGAGAGACUCCACUGCGGAUGGUGAAUAAACUCAGGCGAAGCUCUGCCUACUGCGCCAUUUUAUAUGAUUGACAGGGCAUGAGCACAAUUCCUACAAAAAAAACAAAAAGAGUAAAAAGAAAACGAGAGAGUGUAGAAUUAAAGAGAUGCUCUCACGAACUUCACACAAAUACAAAAUUUUUGCCAGUGAGAAGAUAAUGGAACUUGUCUCACGGCUGUUCCCGCCCUGCAGUUUUACUCGGCCUAUAUAUUUUCAAAAGUUGACUCUGCUGCUUUCUCUCAGAAACUUUCUAAGCUUCUUGAACUCUUUCCUAUCCACCGGCAAUGUUGAACUGCUCAUGUCAAGUUUCUGUAUGUAUGUCAUCAGCUUGUUGUUACUAUAUGUUCUUCACGGCCACGCUGGUGUUGUAAAGUUCGAACAGCAAGAAAAAGAAAAAAAGAAGAAAAAAAUUUAAAGCACACUUUACUGAGCUUUUUUAUGUUCUCCUGGUUAUACUAGGAUUACCACUGCAGAUAAACUUGAGCUCCCCAACUUCCCUCCGAGAGCUUGUUUACAAAAGGCACAUUAACGUUUGUCUUCAUAAGACUUUUUAAAAUCAAUGUGGCUGUUGCUUAUCUCUACCCUGCCAUUGUCAUAUUUCAUAAACCAUAAAAAUCCUAAAAAACAGUUAUCUUUCUUUAUAAGUAUCCCAUUACUUUGUGCCAUGUCUCUGUGUAAGAGCAGCACAAACUGAGGAGGUCAGCAUUACCACGUGUAGCUGAGGCGCAAGCAAGAUGGCAGCCACUGCAGCCCUUUUGAUGAGCAGAAACUACAGCCCUUCCUGACCAACUGGUUUCUUUGUUUGUUUUUUGUUCUCCGAGAUCCAGAUCUGCCAACUAACUAGCUGCUUGAACUUGUUAUCAAAGCACGUAGUGAGCCAAGAGCAGCCUGCUUUAAUUUUCCUUAAUCAGGAGUAUUCUGUAAUAAAUCAUCCAGCUGGGUGCUUGGCAAAGCCUGCUUGCUGGGCACAUUUAGCACGAACCGGCACACAAAGGGGGGAAUCUGCACAUGGUGAAGCGCUUUUAGGCAGCAUUCACAAGUGUGAUGUCCAUGUGACGAUACAGCCGUGUCAUUCUUCCACUGUCUCAAGACAGUUUGUCGCUCUGCACUCACUGAGGCGCAUAAACCACAUGCAUAAGGCGAGCUAAGAUACAGAGCUCUAAAAUGUAACACUGAUUAUGUCACAGAUUUUCACUCCGCUCUCUCUUUUAUGCACCAGAAUGUCUAAGGCAGUGUAGAGCAGCUGUGUGCCCAUCGCAAUAAUAAACAUCAAGGCAAAUAUAUUGAAGCACCUUACCAAGCACCAUAAACAUAAAAUCUUUCACUUGAUAAAUACUACUCAUUAAUCCAAAGGUGAUUUUCCAUAUGCUCCCGCCAUUUAUCACAAGGAUUUUUUUCCCCGCGUUUCAAGAAAAUCUGUUUCCGUUAACCUUUUAAACCCCAUUCCUGUGCAGUGAUGGAUGAGUUGCUUAAUAGCAGCUUCUAGCCCUCUGUAAUGAGACAGCAAUGAACAGAGGAUUAAAGACCUGUGACUAAAGAGGUAUGUCACCUUAAAAGGCAUUAAAACUAAUUUUAGAAGGAUCCCAAAGUAUGGAUAUCUGCUGCAUGUCUUGAAAAGUAAAUUGGGUAAAGUUCAGUUUUAAAGAGGCUGUUUGAAAAUUAUGUUAAAAGGUUUUAAGCAGUUAAUGUCUUACCAAUAGCAAAUAAAUAUCUUUGUAUCGUCAUUUAGUGUAAACCCAUAUUAUUCGGUCACAGAGACUGAAGUUAACAAGAGACCCAAGAUCAAAUUAUAUCACCUUCUUAUAACAAUUCUCAAAAAACUCAUUGAAGUUUAUGUAAAUGUUAUUUUAUGAAGCUUUAAAUUGUUAUCAUCAUCAUUCUUGCAUUAUAUGGUUAUUUUCACAAAGGCCAAUGAGUAUUGAUGCAGGAAAUAAAGGAAGGAGAUUUUGUACCACCAAUAAUGUUCCUACAUGAAAUGUAAUGAAACAAAAUUAUUUCUGGUCUGAGUAAUUACUUAAUAGUAAAGUAAGUCCUGUAAAGAUUUAUGUAAAAAUGUUCACUUAAAUUUAUGUCUUUGAUUUUUACCGUAGUUUUUAAUGUUUUACAAAAUAGCACUUACAGAAAUUACUAUAAUGGUGAAGUUGCUUUAGUGUUGGCCUGUCGUGUACUAGCCAUUACCUUGAGCCUUUCUGACCAACCAAUCUGGGUUUACACUAAGUGAAGUUAAGAAGCGUUAUCUACGGUAGGUAAGAUUUCUGCUCAUAACCCAGUAAAAUAACCCUAUUUCAAAAAUCCAGGGUUAUCAACUUAAACAGAUAAGAGAUUUUAGGUAAGAUUCUUUGAAGAGAUCAUCAGACUUCCACUGUAAUAGCCCAAAAAAAUAUUGCAGUGAUUUUGCUGCAAAAUUAUAAUUCCUCGGUCAUGGCAAGCCAACAGCUCUUCAAACAACCUAUAGUGUCUUCACCUACUGCAAAACAAUAAAAUUUAAUUAGGUGGAGUCAAUAAUAUUACCUUCAAAAAAAGGAAAAGGAAAAU